AUGAGACGCUCCAGCACAGAUGAAACUCCUUACCGGCGCAGUCCGUCUCUGGACAGCAAGCCUGACACGCCGCCGUUCAGCUCUGGCUUUCACCGCUACAGUGGCGAGUUUGAGUACAAGCGGCCGCCAUUUGCGUUUGGCUUCCACACGGCGAAGGGGCCCCAGUCAUCAAAGGGACGCUACGGCCAGGGGAAGAAAUAUGUAGUGUUUUACCUGGACCUGUCCUUCAUAUUCCUCCUAGAGUUGCGUCGCUGCAGGAUGGCCGAGGGUUGCAUGAUUGGCCUGCGCUAUGGGAUGGUCUUCUUCAACCUCCUGUUCUGGCUGGGAGGAUGUGGAAUCCUCGGGGUUGGGGUCUGGCUCUCGGUGACCCAGGGAAACUUUGCCACCCUGUCAUCAUCCCUCCCCUCCCUUUCGGCAGCCAACCUGCUCAUUGCGGUAGGGACCAUCAUCAUGGUGAUUGGCUGCCUGGGCUGCGUUGGAGCUGUCAAAGAGAGCCGUCCACUGCUGCUGACCUUUUUCAUCCUCCUUCUCCUGAUCUUCGUCCUGGAGAUCCUGUCCAUCAUGCUUUUUGUCAUCUAUCAAGAUAAGAUUGACUACUAUGCCCAGAAGGAUCUGAAGAGGGGCCUACAGCUCUUUGGCACGGAAGGCAACGUGGGAUUGACCAAUGCCUGGAUGAUCGUACAAACGGAUUUUCGCUGUUGUGGGGUGACCAACCACACCGACUGGUUUGAGGUUUACAAUGCGACACGCGUGCCUGACUCCUGCUGCCUGGAAUACAGUGACAACUGUGGCCUGGACAACCCGGGAACGUGGUGGACAGCGCCGUGCUACGAGCGGGUAAAGGACUGGCUGAAUGAGAACCUGGUGGCACUUUGGAUCUUCGCCCUCUGCACUGCACUCACACAGAUUCUGGGCCUGGUGUUCUCCAUGACCAUGUUCUGUCAGGCGGUGAAAGUGGAAACCUUCUACGCCUAGCGGAUGACAGAUCUCUUAUCAUUCAAGGGACUUGGAAGGUUUCUCAUCAAGUGAGAGAAACCGAGAUAAGACACAGAUCAGGUCAUCGUCCCUCCUCCACAGACACUUCUUUCCAACCUUUUCCCUCUGUGCAAAACUCCUUUCCCGUGUUGCCGACUGACUGUCAUGAAGUUACACAACAUCCUGCUAUCAAGGAGCACAAUGUCCGCGUAAUACCUGAAUGGUUGAGUUUUAUGGUUUGCUCUGUGUCGAAAGCUCAUUUCUGUGAUCAACAUGCGGUAUUAUGACUAUAUAUGACAAAUGUAACCCUUUUUUUUAAUAUAUGUGUUUUAAAUUAUUUCAUGGUUUGUAAACGUGUUUUCAUAUGAGAGCUUUAUUGAAUGUUGACGACGCAUACGGCGAAGGAAGUGCUGGGAGUGCAUGGCACCUGCAAUGUUGUGUAUUAAAUGUUUUGGCUUGUCUAAACGACACUUGUCAUCACAUCUUUCUUCAGUCAGAAGAGCCGAGGCGUUGUGAUUCGUAAUCCUACUGUGACAUGCCUGGAUUCUUAGUUCGCUGAAUACGUAAGCGUGCAGAUGGGAACCAAGCUGAGAGCUGAUGUCUGACAUUGUGAACCUGUACCUCCUCUCUGGCUGACACUCCUAAUUUUCUGUAAUAUGCACAUAAUUUUUGUGGCAAUUAACUAAUUGGUAAUUAACAAGCAGAAAUGGAGAAAAAAAAGGGGGAUAAGUCUGAUGAAAGUAAGUGCUUUGCUAAUUUAUACACUGUGGAACAUGUUGCCUUUUCAUUAAAUGGGACUUCUCUCUCUGA
Molecule: messenger RNA, 1785 nt
Organism: Lampris incognitus (smalleye Pacific opah)
Lineage: Eukaryota; Metazoa; Chordata; Actinopteri; Lampriformes; Lampridae
Gene: tspan4a
Product: tetraspanin 4a
Exons: 7
Coding region: 1-975 (324 amino acids)
Cellular component (GO): membrane
Source: RefSeq, a predicted model, not a curated record